AAUUACACCCAAUUGAGGGACCGCCAAAAGCCAGCAAGGUCGGAAAAAAAGCUUCAACAAAGGCGAGCGAAGAGAGAGAGAGAGAGAGAGUAACAACCCAUUUCUUCUGCAGUUGUAGUCUUCAAGGAGAGAGAGAGAAGAGAAAGGUCUGAAGAACACGUAGAGAGAGAGAGAGAGAGAGAGAGAGAGAGCGAUCGAUCUUAGCGGCAACGGAAUAGUGUAUUUGACAGAUGGGAACGCUACAGACAUGGCGCAAAGCCUACGGUGCCCUCAAAGAUAGCACCAAAGUCGGACUCGCCCAUGUCAAUAGCGAUUUCAAGGAUGUGGACGUUGCGAUCGUUAAAGCCACGAACCACGUUGAGUGUCCACCCAAAGAAAGACACCUCAGGAAGAUUUUUUCUGCCACGUCAGCGAUUCGAUCUCGAGCCGAUGUUGCAUACUGCAUUCAUGCGCUUGCGAGGCGAUUGGCCAAGACCCAUAAUUGGACGGUGGCAUUAAAGACACUGAUAGUUGUCCAUAGGGCUUUGAGGGAGGGAGACCCUACUUUUAGAGAAGAACUUCUGAAUUUCCAACAAAGAGGACGCAUUCUCCAAUUGUCUAAUUUCAAGGAUGAUUCAAGCCCUAUUGCUUGGGAUUGCUCUGCCUGGGUUCGUACAUAUGCACUGUUUUUGGAGGAACGACUUGAAUGCUUUAGGAUUCUGAAAUAUGAUAUUGAAGCUGAGCGUCUCCCUAGACCUGGCCAAGCUCAGGAGAAGGGCUACAGCAGAACUAGGGAGCUGGACAGUGAAGAACUGUUGGAGCAGUUACCCUCUUUGCAGCAGCUGCUGUAUCGUCUCAUUGGAUGCAGGCCUGAAGGAGCAGCGGUCGGCAAUUACGUAAUACAGUAUGCCCUGGCUCUGGUACUCAAGGAGAGUUUUAAGAUUUAUUGUGCAAUUAAUGAUGGAAUCAUCAAUCUGGUUGAUAAGUUUUUUGAGAUGCCAAGACAUGAAGCAAUCAAAUCCCUAGAUGUAUAUAAACGAGCUGGACAGCAGGCUCGGAGCCUUGCUGAUUUUUAUGAAGUUUGCAAAGGUUUGGAACUUGCUAGAAAUUUCCAAUUUCCUGCUUUGAGAGAGCCUCCAGAGUCCUUUCUUGUAACCAUGGAAGAAUAUAUUAGAGAGGCACCGCGGAUGGUUUCCGCCCCUAGAGAGACAUUGGAAUAUCCAGAAAGGCUCCAAUUGACGUAUAAACCAGAAGAAGUUUCUCCUGAAGAUGCAGCAGUAUCCAUUGAUGAACCUAUGCCACUUCCUUCAGAGGAUGUUUCUAUGUCGGAUGGUGUGGUUUCUCCCCAUCCCCCUCCUCCUCCAACCAACUUGGAUACUGGAGAUCUGCUGGGAUUAUCUGUCACCACACCUGAUGCAUCUGCAAUUGAAGAAAGCAAUGCUUUGUCUUUAGCCAUUGUUCCGUCUGGUACUACUGCUUCAUCAUUUGAUUCUGGUGCUGUUCAAGCAAGAGAUCUGGAUCCUACUGGAUGGGAACUUGCCUUGGUCACCACAUCUAGCAGCAACGCCUCUUCUGUUAGUGAGAGGCAACUGGCUGGUGGAAUGGACUCGCUCACUCUGAAUAGUUUGUACGACGAAGGUGCAUACAGAGCCUCUCAGCAGCCCAUGUACGGAAGACCAGCCCCAAAUCCAUUUGAAGUCUCAGAUCCAUUUGCUUUUUCUAACAAUGUCGCCCAUCCUCAAGCAAUGCAAAUGGCAACAAUUGAUCAGCAGCAGAACAAUCCUUUUGGUCCAUACCAACCUGCCUAUCCGCAGCCACAGCAGCAACAUUUGAUGAUGAGCCCACAAAAUCCCUUUGGCGAUGCUGGGUUUGGAGCAUUUCCUGCUAAUGCUGCUGCUCAUCCACAAGCAAAUAAUCCAUUCGGAAGCACAGGCCUUCUUUAACUACAUGUUGGAACAUCUAAAAUAGUGUAAUGUACCUGGGCAUUGUUGAUUUUGGUGUAUUGAGAGGUGAGUUGAAGCAGCUUGUGGCGUUGUGUAUUCCAAUCUUUAUAGCAUAGAUGAUUUCAGAGCUUGAAUCAUAUAUUUUUUUGUACAAGAUAGCGCUUUGAUAAUGAAGAUGAAACAAUUUCGGUUA
Camellia sinensis is the source of this 2115-nucleotide messenger RNA. Its product is annotated as ENTH/ANTH/VHS superfamily protein. The record is from RefSeq and is a predicted model, not a curated record. NCBI's taxonomy places the organism in Eukaryota, Viridiplantae, Streptophyta, Magnoliopsida, Ericales, Theaceae. Gene Ontology annotation, biological process: vesicle budding from membrane; clathrin-dependent endocytosis; clathrin coat assembly. Gene Ontology annotation, cellular component: clathrin-coated vesicle; clathrin-coated pit. Gene Ontology annotation, molecular function: clathrin heavy chain binding; SNARE binding; phosphatidylinositol-4,5-bisphosphate binding.